Molecule: messenger RNA, 2443 nt
Organism: Gopherus evgoodei (Goodes thornscrub tortoise)
Lineage: Eukaryota; Metazoa; Chordata; Testudines; Testudinidae
Product: perilipin-3-like
Exons: 8
Coding region: 134-1486 (450 amino acids)
Biological process (GO): lipid storage; positive regulation of triglyceride storage
Cellular component (GO): lipid droplet; cytosol
Source: RefSeq, a predicted model, not a curated record
AGAAUAACCUUAUUCUCUUGUUUCUGUCAGUUAAACCUACAGUUUUUGCAGAAAGGCAUGGCAUGGCUCAGCAGCAGCAAGAUUAUGACAGUUACUGGGAGUGUUUGGGCUCCAUGAUGACCAAAUUCCAGCAAUGUGCUUACCAGCAUUUCCAGAGCAAGGUAUAUCUGAUUAUACCAUGGCUUCUAAUGGAAAAGACACAACUAUGGCAUCCCCAGAGCAUGGGGAGGAAGAGCAACAGAAUGUCUUGAGGAGGGUGGCCAGUCAACCUUUAGUCAACUCUGCCUGUGAUCUGGCUGCCACUGCCUAUGUUUCCACCAGGGAGAGCCAUCCCUAUGUGACGUCCAUCUGUGACAUGGCAGAGAAGGGAGUGACCUCCAUAACCAGUGCUGCAGUUAGCAGUGCACAGCCAGUUGUAACUAAACUUGAACCUGAGGGGACAACAGAGGAGGAGUGUGUUUCUGAAGUACCUGACAAAGUGGAGGGGAAUCUACCAGUCCUUCAACAGACUGCUGAUGAGGCUACAUCUGAGACACAGGAGUUGGCCUCUUCCAGACUGACAGAUGUCAAGGAGGCCAUGAUCAGAGUGGUAGAUAUGACCAAAGAGGCUGUGCAGGACAGUAUGAAGACCACCAAAUCAGUGGUAACUGACAGCAUGAGCACAGUUGUGGAAUCAAGAAUGGGCCAAUUGGCCAUAAGUGGAAUGGAAGCAGUGCUGGAGAAAUCUGAAGAGCUCUUGGAUCACUAUCUUCCCAUGACAGAUGAUGAACUAGCUGAACUUGCUGAAUCUGUGGAAGGGGCUGAAAUCUCUUCAGCACAACCGCAAGAGCAUCGGAGUUACUUCGUGCGUUUAGGUUCCCUGUCAACCAAACUUCGCCAACGUGCUUACCGCUACUCCCUAAACAAGAUGAGACACACCAGUCAAUGCAUCAGAGAGGCUCUUUCCCAGCUUCAUUUAACCAUGGGACUGAUUGAAUACCUUAAGCGAGGUGUUUCUCUCCAAGAAGUCCAGGAGAAGUUCCAUCGCAUAUGGCUGAGCUGGAAUAGAGAGCAGCCAGAAAGCAGUGAAAUCAAGGAUUUGGGAAAACCAGAGAUGGAGUCUGAGACCCUGGCUAUGUCCCGCAGCAUUAUCCAGCAGCUGCAGGAUGCCUGCCAGAUGCUAGUAUCCAGCAUUCAAGGUCUCCCCACCAACUUUCAGGAUAAGGUGAAACAGAUGUAUCACAACAUGGAAGAGCUUCAUGCAUCCUUCUCCACUGCCCAUUCCUUCCAGGAUCUCUCCAGCAGCCUCCUAACCCAGAGCCAGGAGAUGGUGACCAAGGCCCAGGAAUAUGUAGAUGAGCUGAUGGCAUACGUGAUGGAGACUACUCCUCUGUCUUGGGUUGUGGGACCCUUCAUCCCAUUAGGUAAGGGGUCUGCAGACGCCAUUGAACCACACAACCAAGAAAAUGAGGCUGAGGAAGCCUCCAAGUCUAAGGAGGCCCCGUGACCUAGAAACCUGAAACUUCUAAGGACAAAGGCAAACUCAUUCAGUCUUCCUUCUGACUUCAUGUGUACUGGCAUAUGUGAAAGAAGACACCAGUGGCUAGUACUCAUAUGCACUGUGCCUAAUUCUCUCAUAAUUUCUGGAGGUGGUGUUGUGUGACUGCUGUAAUGUAGAUAGCUUCUCAGCUCAGAUACUACUUGUUUGUGUUGUCACUGUCUUCAAAAUAAAAUGUCACUUCAUUUGAAUGAAGGUCUAAUCUGCUCUUUCUAAGAAGUGAUUUCCUGGCCUCCAGUAGACAUCUGUGCCUGCCAUUAGUCAUGCUAUCUGUAGCCUUAUUUGCCAGUAGCAGCAACCACUGGCAUUAGUGUGUAGAUGACACUUAAAAGCCUGGGAAGCUUACCCCAUAUACCAUAGAACCAAAUCCAGAGCCUUAAUUUCUAAGUAGUUCUAGAUCACUACUCAGACCUGUAAACAUGCUCUAGUUUCUGGUGAAACUGGGAACAGAAAUAAGUGUUGCUCUCAUGGCUGUGGUAGAAUUGCACUUAGGAUUUCAGGUUGCUUUUCAGACGUUGCUAACAGUGCAGUUGGUGAAAAUUCCUAGCACUAUCUAGCCAACCUGGGCUAGAUACUACCUGGGUUGCUCUGUCCUGGCUCCUGCCCCAGGAGAGAACAGGCCUGGGAUUCCUUUGCCUUAUCUCAAAAAAGGGCUGUCCCUAGAGGGGCUCUAGGGCAUAAAUGUCAUGCCUAUUAAAAUAUUGGUUAAUCUGGUGGGCGAUUUGCUAGUAUGUAAUCUCAAGCACCUAUAAAAUCACUUGGAAUCUGUAUCAAGGCUGCAUAUCUACAAACUUCACAGCUGGAUUUGUGAAAGGUUGCAUGUGUAUAGCCUUUCCCUGAGGAAAGCAGGCCCUUUAAAUCCACAUCAUGGGUGACAAGUAUCAGAGGUAGCAGUGUUUUGUUUUU